CAAUACACACACACGAGGUUUGUCCUCGACUCCUCGCUCUACUCAUCACCACCACACGACGCUUUGUCCCUCGUUCCCACCGGUCCUCCGUUCAUCAUUCGUUUGUUUUGUUCAACACUGAACCACUCCGCACUCUGUACACUGCUUUUCUACGACCGACACUCAUCGUCACACAUUCCAGUAUAAUAUAAUUUCUCACCACUUGCGCACGCAUUCCAUUCUUACAGGUGUUCUUUGGCCGAGAAAUACACGUAUAGACUUCAGUCCGCUACUAAACGAUACCAUUACCAUGGCGUUCAAAGGAUUGUCUCUACUAGUGACCUUUUUCGCGUUCUACAACUGUACCGUGAUGGGUGCGACUGAUUGUACUUUGCCAUGGUUAGUGGAUAAAAACCCAUUCAUAUCCAAGGUUGAAUCUCUUUCUAUUAACAGAUGUCCUUUACCUUUAAUUGGCGAUCAAAAUAAAGAAUACUGCUGUUAUAAUACUAAUGGAGAGGUUGAAUGUUGCGAUUUCCAAGAAUUUUUGGUUUUUGGAUUGAUUUGUCUUAUUCCUAUUCUUAUUAUUCUGUUGAUUAUCUCAUCUAUACUCAGCUGCAUCUGCUGUUUAUGUUGUCCAUGUUGCGCUAUUUACAAACGUAGGCAAGCUGGCAGGGUACUAAUUCAAUCACCUCCAGCCACUUGUGUCAUUAUAGAAGCUAAUCCAAACACAAUAUCCAGUUAUCAACCUUAUCAUGCUUCAGCUUCAUCUGAUUCUUCGCCUUUGAUAUCAAAUAAGUACCCAUAAUAAAUAUUUUAAUUUAAA
Sipha flava (yellow sugarcane aphid) is the source of this 802-nucleotide messenger RNA. RefSeq lists its product as uncharacterized. The coding region runs from base 290 to 784 and encodes 164 amino acids. The transcript is spliced from 6 exons. The record is from RefSeq and is a predicted model, not a curated record. NCBI's taxonomy places the organism in Eukaryota, Metazoa, Arthropoda, Insecta, Hemiptera, Aphididae.